AUGCUUGCCGAGACCAAUGGUAGUCCCUAUACUGGAGGGGAUGCACCAAAGCUGAGAACUGCGUGUGAGAAUUGCAGACAAUCCAAAGUGAAAUGUAAUCUGUCUGGGAAAAACGUCUGUACUAGGUGUUUGCGACACGGUCUGCAGUGUCAGUACGGCUUUGCGAACCGAUCUGGAAAACCGAAAGGUAGCAAAAAUCGUGCCACGCUUCGCAAGUUGGGUCAGUUACAGGAGGAGAAGCCGCCCCGUGGAUUUCGUGGGAAUCGUAUCGUACCUCCUUUAACAGACAGAGAGCCUCGAAUGCCUACCAACUACACAGGACAUAUGGCAGAUCCACUGAUGGAUGACGAUACGUUGAUUCAGAUAUGCUUGAUACCAGGCCCGCCAGCGCUUUGGGAAAGCCCGCGAAGUUUUGGUAGUACUGCCGGACUAGAUGCACCCAUAUGCCCCUCACAGUUGGGUGCAGUUGAUGGCUCCCCGUUUACUGAUCUGAUGGAUUCUUGUUCUGCAUUGCCUCUUGGUAUGGGAUAUCCACAUACGCCCGUUACGCCUACAUUCCUUCCCUCGGAUCCCCUGAUAGAUGGAAUGGCAAGUCCACCGUUUGGAGGAUCUAUUUCUUCCCCUUACUCAACAGCACCAUGCGAGUGUGUGGAUAAACAGUUAUUCUAUAUGAACCGACUGAAUCAUCUUCUUGCUGAAACAAUCCCUCUACGAUUUGACCAUAGCCUUCAAGCCAUCAAGGCUACUUUCUGCGCAUGUCAGGUGUUCAUGCAGUGCAUCAAAUGCACCAAAGAUAGUGCCAACUUGCUUCUUGUUAUCUCUGUUCUCAAUUUGACUUUGCAGCUAUUCGAACAUUGGAUCUCACGCGACACUUCACGAGCUCCACGCAUGGAGCAUGGAAUCGACAUUCGCUACGGAUAUUAUGAGAUCGGUCUCGAGGAUAAUCGGAAGAUCCGAUUUUUUCUAAUUCGGAGAUUGUUGUUCCAGUGCAGGGACGUGUUGACGAUGUUGACAAACGCUGUCAAUACUGCUUAUAUCGAGAAUCCCAAACUUCUGGGCGAAGGCUCUUCGGAACCAAGUAUGAAAAGUGAAGACUCGACCAACCAGUCAUGGCUUUCACCAGAGCACUUUGGAACCACGCUGCCAGAUGUAGAUCCGGAUACACUAAGUUCGGGUCCUGAAAGCAAUUGCUUUCUACCUAUUAUCGCUGGUUACGAAGCUACAGUGGAGGCAUUUCUUCGAUCCGUCUCCUCGAAUGAUUGUAUCUGUGGAUCCAAAUACAUGACGCGAGAUGAGUCUCUUUGA
Messenger RNA from Penicillium malachiteum, 1305 nucleotides. Its product is annotated as Zn(II)2Cys6 transcription factor domain-containing protein. Lineage: Eukaryota; Fungi; Ascomycota; Eurotiomycetes; Eurotiales; Aspergillaceae. Gene Ontology annotation, biological process: regulation of DNA-templated transcription. Gene Ontology annotation, molecular function: zinc ion binding; DNA-binding transcription factor activity, RNA polymerase II-specific. The transcript is spliced from 2 exons. The record is from RefSeq and is a predicted model, not a curated record. The coding region runs from base 1 to 1305 and encodes 434 amino acids.